This is a messenger RNA of Xenopus laevis (African clawed frog), 1565 nucleotides long. Its product is annotated as neugrin. The record is from RefSeq and is a predicted model, not a curated record. Lineage: Eukaryota; Metazoa; Chordata; Amphibia; Anura; Pipidae. The transcript has 3 exons. Bases 288 to 1235 code for a protein of 315 amino acids.
GAAAGGGUUACAACAAACUUCUUUCUCUGCCUUACAGGACGACUUUGUGUUAGGGGGUGUGUCUUACACGGCACUGCCAGCAAAUGAAAGGAGGAGGGGCGUUUCUAUAGGUGGAAGUCAGUCACAAAGCACCACCUCAGGCAUUCUGGUUGGAUGGGCAGGGUGUCAGUCAGUUUCUGCCUGCAGACUACAGUGCAGAGGUGGAGCUGGAAUAUAAACAAGCACAUGUUCUUUCCUGGUGAUAUUUAUUCCAUAUUAAGACACUUCAGGAGAGUUGUGAGAUAAUAAUGGCGGCUUUAUCUAUUGCUCUGUGUCGCUUUGGAGGAGUUGGCAGCUCUUUGCUUUCAUGCUACAGUCAGAGAUUGACAGGUAUGAGGAAAGCGUUUGCUUCCAAAACCUCUGGGGAAUCUGCAUUGGAGACUGAUCUGGAGUGGGAUGAAGAGGAGCAGAGCGAUAUCAUCCGUAAACUUAAAAAUCAGCAGAAGACAAUUCUUUUCCAGCGAAUGAAAAGGCAAAUGGAACCUCGUGGUCCACCAGACAGAAGACUCUCAUGGAAUGCCAUAGAACAGAUCAGGUAUUUGAAGCAAGAGUUCCCUGAAGAGUGGACUGUGCCCAGGCUGGCUGAAGGGUUUAACGUCAGUACUGAAGUUAUAAGAAGAAUUCUUAAAUCAACGUUUUCUCCACCUGAGAGACGGAAAGCAAAACAGGAUUUAAAGGUUUCACAUGUUUUAAUGCAAACAAAUCCGCAAUCAACAAAGCACUUGUCACAGCCCACCCACACUCUCCUUCCAGAUGCUGUCAACCCAGCCCAAGCACUCAUUCCAAGUGGGCAAAAUAAUAAACUGCUGAGUAACACAAAAAAUGCCAACCUUGUUCCUUCUCUACACUCCGUGCCUGGCUCUGGAAACCCUAAAAGCUUAGCACUUAGAUCAGGGAAUGAAGUGGUACAUAAAAAGAAGGCAGAUCUCCAAGUUUUUACCAAGAAGGCACAAGUACAAACACCCAAAUCUCCCAUGUAUGAUGUUUGUCUGACCUCAGAGGAAGGCAACCAAGCAGAACAGAAACACUUGGCAGAUCAUAAGCCGAUGGAGCUUGAUGAUGAAUGGGAUGGACAGUUGCUUAGUGACGUGGAUCUUGAGGAAUUAUCAAGAAAUGGAACUGAAAACAAAAUGAAAGUUGUAAGGAAAGGUAGGGAGUUCUUUGACAGCAAUGGGGAUUUCCUUUAUCGUAUUUGAUACAUCAAAUGCAAAACUGGCCAUUUUGUGUAUGCAUGUUAAUAUGAUACAUAUAAUUCUAUUUAUUUAUUUUUUUAGAAACAUGUCUAAACCACAAAAAUAUUACAUCUAAUAAAAAAAAACUUUCUACAAUAUAUGGUGCCUAAUUGAGGAUGCCUCAAAGAAUUGCAAUAUAAAAUGUUUGCCACCAAACUAUUAUGAUCUAGCACCACUGAUGUACAUUCUACUCUAGUUUACACCAAAUUCCAGCUGGCUUGGGGAGUAUAUGAUGUGUAUACUAAAAAAUACUUUUCAACAAUAAAUAGAUGCAAAUCAUAAGUCACAUUUAAA